AUGGUUUCAUAUGUUGUCUCAUAAUAUGUGAAUAGUUCGGCUUAGUUAUACAUAUUUUAAAUGUAAUUGGGGCAUCAACACUUGUGUCAACAAGUCUCAAUAUACUCACAUGUAUGUUUGGCACAAUACGUCUAAUCAUAGGCAUGAUAUUUACAUGUGUCAAGUGUUGAUAAGCACUUGGUUUUGAAACUCAUCUAAUUCUUCAAUGUCAUGACGAAAAUUUCCUCUCAUUUUCAUAAGUAGUCUCACAAUUACAAUGUUGAGAUCAAUUAUAACUUGUUGUGCAACCUUCAUCACCUACACAAAAUAAAGAGCAAGUCUCCAUGCUAA
Messenger RNA from Spirodela intermedia, 330 nucleotides. Lineage: Eukaryota; Viridiplantae; Streptophyta; Magnoliopsida; Alismatales; Araceae. The record is from the annotation of a GenBank genome assembly.